AUGCUCCUUUUCAUUGUCCUCCUCCUUCUCCUGCAGCUUCCUGUCCUGUUGUGUAUCUUUGAUAACGAAGCCUGCCUUCGCAAAAGAGGCACCAGCGUGCACAAGCAUGGAGAUAUGGUGAUCGGGGGUACUUUCUCUCUUUACAUAUCUCUAUAUUUCACUGGUAUUGUUAACCUGGAGCCCAGGAAAGACUUCUUUAACAUUCAGCUUAUGCUGGACAACUACCAGAAUUUUCUAGCCUUCAUUUUUGCCAUUGAAGAGAUCAACAGACAUCCUCAUCUUUUACCCAACAUAUCUCUGGGAUACGAGUUCCAUAAUUUCCUUUAUAGCCACUGGAUGAUAAUGAAAAGUCCUCUCGUUUUACUCACUGGACAGGAUGGAAUUCCCAAUUACAGCUGUGGAACACAGAGGAAACCUGUAGCAAUGCUAACAGGAACGGUAUGGGCAGCUGCUGCUCAAAUUGAACCACUGAUGGAGCUUUACAAAUUUCCCCAGGUUAGCUUUGGUUCUUUUGAUCCUACACUGACAAAAAAGGGCAAGUUCCCUUCUGUCUAUCAGGUAGCCCCAAAAGAAACUUCUCUGGCCCCUGGCAUGGUCUCCUUGAUGGUUCAUUUCAGCUGGACCUGGGUGGGCCUGGUCAUUACAGAAGGUCAGAAAGGUCUCAAAUUUCUACUGGAUAUGAGAAGAGAGAUGGACAGGAGUGGAGUCUGUGUGGCAUUUGUGAAAAUGAUCUCAACGCCUCUUGUGUCCUAUGUCAUCAGGCUUCCACAAUAUGACAUCCUGACCAAGCAUAUAUCAUCUCUAAAUGUGGUUGUAAUUUACUAUGAUACUGAUGGUCUAAAUAAUGUGAACUAUCACAUAGGACAAUACAAAAUGAUGUGGAAAGUUUGGGUUACAAACUCACAAUGGCAUGCUGACAUGGCUGGGAAAAAUUUUAUACUGGAUACAUUCCAUGGGACUCUCAUUUUUUCAAACUAUCAUGAGGAAAUUUCUGAUUUCAAAAGUUUUGUCCAGGAAGCAAAUCCUUUCAAAUACCCAGAAGACACCUAUCUUGUUAUGUAUUGGUUCCAGAAUUUCCAUUGCUCCUUCUCUGGUUCUGAUUGUGAACUGCAGGACUGUAUUCCCAAUGCUACUUUGGUUCAGCUGCCCAUGAAUCGUUUUGACACAGCCAUGAGUGAUCAGAGUUACAAUGUAUACAAUGCUGUGUAUGCUGUGGCCCAUGCCCUCCAUGAGAUGCUUCUCCACCAGGUGGAAAUAUACCCAAUGGGAAAUAGGGAAAGGAGGAUUUCUCCCUGGCAGCUGCACCCAUUUCUGAAGAACAUAAAAUUUGAAAAUCCCGCUGGAGAGAAAGUGAAUUUAGAUGAAGAAACAAAAUUGGAUUCAGAUUAUGAUAUUCUCAACUUUUGGAAUUUUCCAGAAGGCAUUAGACUGAAGAUCAAAUUAGGAACAUUUUCUCCACAUGUUCCUCCUAACCAGCAAUUAUCUAUAUCUGAGGAUAUGAUAGAGUGGGGUUAUGGUCUUACCGAGACUCCCCAGUCUGUAUGCAGUGAGAGUUGUAAUCCUGGAUUCAGAAAAAGCCCUCUGGAGGGAAAGCCUGCCUGUUGCUUUGACUGCACCCCUUGUACAAAAAAUGAGAUCACCAAUGACACUGAUAUGGAGCAUUGUGUGAAGUGUCCAGAUUAUCAGUAUGCCAGCAUUGAGAGAAUGCACUGCCUCCAAAAAUCUGUGGUUUUUCUGGCGUUUGAAGACCCUUUGGGGAAGAUGCUGACCAUCACAGCCCUGAUUCUCACUAUCCUCACAACUGCGGUUCUUGGGCUCUUUGUGAAGCACCGAGACACUCCCAUUGUCAAGGCCAACAACAGGGCUCUCAGUUACACCCUGCUCAUCUCCCUCACCUGCUGUUUCCUCUGCUCCUUGCUCUUCAUUGGCCGGCCCAACACAGCCACCUGCGUCCUGCAGCAGACCACGUUUGGACUUGUGUUCACUGUGGCUGUUUCCACUGUCUUGGCCAAAACUAUUACUGUGGUGCUGGCCUUUAAGGUCACUGCUCCAGGAAGGAGGAUGAGACAGUUGCUGAUGUCAGGGGCUCCAAACUCCAUCAUCCCCAUGUGCUCCCUGAUGCAACUCACUCUCUGUGGCAUCUGGAUGGGGACAAAUCCACCCUACAUUGACACAGAUACACACUCUGAACAUGGCCACAUCAUCAUCAUGUGCAACAAGGGCUCCCUCACUGCCUUCUACUGUGUCCUGGGAUACCUGGGCUCCCUGGCCCUGGUGAGCUUCACCCUAGCUUUCCUGGCCAGAAACCUGCCUGACACAUUCAAUGAAGCCAAGUUCCUGACGUUCAGCAUGCUGGUGUUCUGCAGCGUGUGGGUCACCUUCCUGCCCGUGUACCACAGCAGCAAGGGGAAGGCCAUGGUGGCCAUGGAGGUCUUCUCCAUCUUGGCCUCCAGUGCAGGGCUGCUGGGCUGCAUCUUUGGCCCUAAGUGUUACAUCAUUUUGUUAAGGUCAGAUAAGAACUCCCUACAUGUAUUCAGAAAUAGAAAUAAUUUUUGUGAUGGGUUUAUUUUAUUUUACUCUGAUGCAAAACUAAAGAUUCCACUAUAUAGCACAGAUACCAAUAUGUUAAAACAUCAUGAAAAACUGGUGUGGAACAUGCAGGACACAAUGUACGAACCAGGGCAUCAGGUCAUUUCCUUUAACGUGACACUACAUGGUCACCGAGGAACACACUUGAAUUACACUGAAGAAUUCCAAUGA
This is a messenger RNA of Octodon degus (degu), 2760 nucleotides long. RefSeq names its product vomeronasal type-2 receptor 116-like. Lineage: Eukaryota; Metazoa; Chordata; Mammalia; Rodentia; Octodontidae. Gene Ontology annotation, cellular component: membrane. Bases 1 to 2760 code for a protein of 919 amino acids. The record is from RefSeq and is a predicted model, not a curated record. The transcript has 7 exons. Gene Ontology annotation, biological process: G protein-coupled receptor signaling pathway. Gene Ontology annotation, molecular function: G protein-coupled receptor activity.